AUGUCGAGUGCGGAUGAUGGUGAACGUGGGGGCACUGCAGCUGCACCCUCGCGCGCAACCUCCGCCGUCCACUCACCUGCCGACCACUCCCAUCAUUCUUCGGCCUCUACAUCACAGCCCUCUUCCACUCUUGACGAUACAGACUUCUCGACCUGGUCAAGCAGCUUGGGAUCUCAUACCGUAAAUACCUUUUCCACCAGCCAGUCGCCCGCCUAUUUGUUCUCGACCGACACCUCCAUCAACACCGGUGCCCAUACCUCCCAAGCUACCAAAGCCGCAGAUUCCAGCCUCAGUCCCAACCUGGAUCUCUCCACCCCAGACGUCCUUGCUCGCAAUGAGUCGCUGUUACGGGACGCCGUCUUCCCAGAGUGGAAGGACGAUACCCCUUCCUCCGUCCUCGACAGUCCAGAAGAGAUGCAGAAGAAGGACCCUCUAGGCACUCAGAUAUGGAAAUUGUAUAGUCGGACCAAGUCUCGCCUCCCAAACCAGGAGCGCAUGGAAAACUUGACUUGGCGGAUGAUGGCUAUGAAUCUACGCCGGCGAGAGCAACAGCAGGCAGCGUACGGGAAAUCGACCCCGGUGGGCAGCGACCGUCCAAGCGCUGUGACUGACCAUCUUUCUAGAGCAAAACAAGCACAGUUCAAAAGUCCUACUCCUCCUUCCUCCGGUCCUAGCGGCAUAGCACAGCAGCUCCGCAAGUCCGUGGACAAGUCUGCUGAAUUCGAGCAAACCACAGAUCCUAUGAACCUCGACGACUUUAUAGUGCCGAGCUCGGUCGCCUCUCCAGCAGGGAUAACGUCUCCUGCUCCGUCAGAGACGGUCGGCCGAUCAAUGAUGGCACAGGCCCCUCCUAUUCCCAUUGCUUCCCGUAACAAACCCCAAGUCCAGAUUCCCAAGAAUCUACCCCCGUCGUCAAUGCCUCAGACCUCUAUCCCAACACACCGGACAUCAGAAUUUGAGUACGUAAAGAAGAGAGUCCGCAAGACGAGCAUUGACGAGAGGAGGGGUAAUCGCAAGCGUCCGGCAGAGUUCUCUCCUCAAGUACCUCCUCUACCUGCACCUCAUGCUACCAACGGUACCGAAAUGGACACUGGUGUACCUGAUUACGCGCUUGAUCAAUCAUCAGCAGCCCAAUUCCCGGGCCAACCUAGCUUUCCCGGGUCAAUGUCUCUUCACCUAGAUUCUUUCCACCUGAGCGACGACCCAAUUCUAACAUCUGCUGGGCCAUUCCAACAAAACUUUGCGUUUUCCCCCGCCGCCUCGCCCAUGGUCACCAACGGGCCGUUCUCGAAUGUGUAUACGCAAUCAUCAAUGGCUUCGUCCUUAAACUCGGCGGACUUUUAUUCCCCGCCUCAAUCCGGCUAUGCUUCUGCUGUUUCAACGCCCCAGCCAGGCCACGAAGUAGAUGGUCAGGGAUUUUACUUUGACCAUAGUGGCCACACACGGACCAUGCCCUUUUAUCCAUCUCACCGAGGGAACCAUUUGAUGACCCCCUCGGCACCGCAGUUUGCGUAUGGAUCCAACAAUGAACAAGUGUAUUCCCUAAUGAACGGGGUAGCUUCGACACAGACGGCAACUGGGUUUUCGAUGCAGCAACACGUUGAUCCUUCUCGGGUGCUGGUGCCGGAAUAUGGACGACGAGUCUCUCCAGGAAUUUCUGUGGCCGGAAAUGACAACUUGUUCCAGUUCGGCGCCGAUUCUGAUGCGGAAGAUGAGGACGCCAAUUUCGCAAUGAUCCAAUCUGAAUAUGGCCAGAUCAGCGACCCAACAUUGGACCUAAGCUCGGGUUUGCAAUGGGAUCCCAAUGUUGCCGAUUACAGUAGCAUGCAGCGAUUCGGCAGCGCUCCGGGGAAACAGGUGAGAAUUGGAGGAGCGGAAAUGGUCAAUUCCCCUCCGGAUUGGGGUUCGUCGAUGCUCAGUCGCACACAUGGUUCAGCUGCCUCAAUCAGCGACAUUCGGAAUCGCGACCAAGACCCCAGGAGACAGAAGAUUCCUCGAACAACUUCGACUCCAGCUCUAUCCAACCAGCAUAUGCAGUCUACUGGUAGUUCGCCCGGCGAGUCUGGCUUUAGCAGUCGACAACCGUCGAGACCUGGCAGCCCUGGACCUAAGAACACGGAUCAAAAUGGUGUUCCAACGACCUGCACCAACUGUUUUACCCAGACUACACCUCUCUGGCGUCGAAACCCAGAAGGUCACCCGCUGUGCAAUGCGUGUGGAUUGUUUCUCAAACUGCAUGGUGUUGUGCGCCCUUUGUCGCUGAAGACCGAUGUCAUCAAGAAACGAAAUCGUGGUAGCGGAAAUACGGUGCCCAUAGGGUCUGCGGCCACCAGAGCAUCCAAAAAAGCCUCUCGUAAGAAUUCAGUGCAGCAGACACCAGCAACUACACCGACUUCUGGCAAUGCUGCCAGCGAGCAGAAUUCGGCAUCCCCGUCUUCUGUGCAGGGCUCUGUGCACUCGGGAUCGGCUGUGACGACACCCACCAGCUAUCCACCUGGCACCACUGGAGGAAAACCUGGGGUCGUACCAAUCGCCGCGGCGCCACCCAAGCCCCCUGUCCAGCCUGGUCCCAACAUGACCAGACCGGUUCAGGUGACACCGAAACGCCAGCGACGGCAGUCACGGGCGUCAACCAACACAUUGCCCAUUAUACCCGGAAGCAGUGGUCCGACAAAUGAGGCGGAAAUGCACGACACUAGCCAGUCGACCCCCAGGGUCACUCAAGCCCCUGUUACCCGGGCCAAGGCGGCCAGUAUGUCUUCGACCGCAGGAGCCACCACAAUGGCAUCGGUAAUGCAGGGAGGUCUGCUCAACUCCGGUGUUGCGAACAUGGGUAGCGGUCCGCAUGGCAACAGCCAAGAAUGGGAAUGGCUGACUAUGAGUUUGUGA
Messenger RNA from Fonsecaea pedrosoi CBS 271.37, 2889 nucleotides. RefSeq lists its product as uncharacterized. The record is from RefSeq and is a predicted model, not a curated record. Bases 1 to 2889 code for a protein of 962 amino acids. Gene Ontology annotation, biological process: negative regulation of transcription by RNA polymerase II; nitrate assimilation; positive regulation of transcription by RNA polymerase II. Gene Ontology annotation, molecular function: zinc ion binding; RNA polymerase II cis-regulatory region sequence-specific DNA binding; DNA-binding transcription factor activity, RNA polymerase II-specific. Gene Ontology annotation, cellular component: nucleus. The transcript is spliced from 2 exons. Lineage: Eukaryota; Fungi; Ascomycota; Eurotiomycetes; Chaetothyriales; Herpotrichiellaceae.